GACGACAAAUGUCAAACAAUCGUAUCGACCGCAUUGUUCCGGAACAAUUCCCUAGUUUUGUGUGCCAAAAAGUGUGUUUUAGUAAACAAAAUACGACAUGUCCACCCAGCAAUGGAUUCACUGCAACCUGUGCAACGCCCAGAUGGCGAAUAAAGACACAAAGUACUACCAUCUAUCCUGCCUGGACGUGCUGUGCCGCACGUGUAUGGGGAAAACAAACCGUGGCACUACCUGUCCCGUAUGCAACAACUCUCUGCGGCACUUUACCGAGCUGGGCAGUGCAAUGGGCAGGAAGGAAAAGAUGCUGUACCACUCGUUUCCGGUCGGGCUGUAUCAGAUGUCCUACCAAACAUUGCUCUUCCAGCACAAGCAACGCAAGCGGCUGGUUGAAUCAAUAUUGAAGACACGCGAAUCACUGAAGCGGCUGGAUGAGCUCGAGUCCGAAAUCAAAAACCAAGUCAUGCAAACCCAACGAAAGUACAAGAAUCUGCGGAACCAUCGACGCAGUCUUCAAGAAAACAUGCGUCAAACGGUGAGCUCCGGUGGAGGCGAGAGUAGUAACGCUCCAGUAAGCUCCAUGUGCUCCCAGACAUUGGGAACGAUCCCGCAGCGAAGGAUGUCCACGCUCACUCCGUCGGUCUGUCCGCCGAACGUGAACUCCUGCCCACCUGAGCGAAGAUAUUCGGUCGAUUCCUUCAAUUUGGCAAACAGUGUGAAGAUGUCGCAGGCAAAGUCGGCGAACAGUACGUUUAAUGUAUCAAACAUUACAAAGAUGUCGCAGGCAAGCUCACAGAAUGAUUCUGGCAUCAGUAUGAGCACAAUGUCCAGUACUUUUGGCAGCGGUGGAAGCUCGUUUUCUGCCAAGAAUACACCAGCGACUGUGGUUUCUCCGAUCAGAGCGCACCGAAUUCCCGCGAGACGCAUGUCGGUGGCAGCUGGUGUAGUCCAAAACUCUGCUACACCUCUUCCACCGCAGAGAAGAAAUUCGACGGCUACGUUUAAGCAGAUUCUGGGUGUACGAAGGCCGCAAGAUAACAGUAGCAGCAGUACUGGUGAUACACGCUAA
Messenger RNA from Anopheles arabiensis, 1066 nucleotides. RefSeq names its product RING finger protein vilya-like. Bases 98 to 1066 code for a protein of 322 amino acids. The transcript has a single exon. Gene Ontology annotation, biological process: reciprocal meiotic recombination; homologous chromosome pairing at meiosis; protein sumoylation. Gene Ontology annotation, molecular function: SUMO transferase activity. NCBI's taxonomy places the organism in Eukaryota, Metazoa, Arthropoda, Insecta, Diptera, Culicidae. Gene Ontology annotation, cellular component: synaptonemal complex. The record is from RefSeq and is a predicted model, not a curated record.